Molecule: messenger RNA, 552 nt
Organism: Symbiodinium sp. CCMP2456
Lineage: Eukaryota; Dinophyceae; Suessiales; Symbiodiniaceae
Source: the annotation of a GenBank genome assembly
AUGGUCAUGGGAGAUGCAUGGGGCGCGAUUUCUUUGCCACUGAUUGAGGCAGCCCCAUGGACUUUCCCCGUCCUCUUUGUGAUGAUGAUGACGGUCUCUCUGGGUGCCAUGAAUCUUAUCCUCGCCGUGAUAGUCGAGCGGGCUGCGCAGGGGCGGGACAAGGAUCAGGAGCGAAAAAUCAAGCAAAAGGAGGAGGAAAGGUCGAAGAACAUGAUAGACCUGGCCGUGCUAUGUGCCACGAUGGAUGAAGACAACAGUGGAUCGCUCUCCCUGGUAGAGAUGCUGCAGGGCUACGAUCGGAACGAAGAGUUUCGAAAGCUCAUGCAGGUGAUGGACAUCAAGCGAGAUGACAUGCAGACCAUUUUCCGUGUCCUUGACAGCGAUGACUCCGGCGAGGUGUCUUACUUCGAGUUCUGCCAGCAUCUGGGCAGUUUCCUCGAGCGUGAUCCGGUGGUGAUGCACUCCCUGGUGAAGCGCGGAAGUAGGUUUAGAAAAUUAGGGGUUUCGGAUUUCGGGGGUGUGGGUUUAGUACGUAAGGCUGGCGGAGCUUAG